Musa acuminata AAA Group (dessert banana) is the source of this 1652-nucleotide messenger RNA. Its product is annotated as type IV inositol polyphosphate 5-phosphatase 9-like. Gene Ontology annotation, molecular function: inositol-polyphosphate 5-phosphatase activity; phosphatidylinositol-4,5-bisphosphate 5-phosphatase activity; phosphatidylinositol-3,4,5-trisphosphate 5-phosphatase activity. The coding region runs from base 137 to 1519 and encodes 460 amino acids. The record is from RefSeq and is a predicted model, not a curated record. NCBI's taxonomy places the organism in Eukaryota, Viridiplantae, Streptophyta, Magnoliopsida, Zingiberales, Musaceae. Gene Ontology annotation, biological process: phosphatidylinositol dephosphorylation. The transcript is spliced from 7 exons.
AGAAGUCUACGAGGUUGCAGUGGUGGAGAGUCUGCUGAGCAUUGACAGUGAGAGCCAUGGCGGAAUGUUUUCUCCACUUUGUGCACUUUUUCUGCCCCACAAGCAUACCUAAAGGAGUGUUGCAUGUCUUGAAUCAAUGAAGCUUCCCAUGCAGCAUCAUCAUCAUCCUGUACGGGUCCAAUCACCGCUGCCUUAUCCACCCUUUCCAACUUGUCACACCCUCCAUCUUUUUAGCUCUUCCAGGCUUACACACGCAGCUUCACCUCUCCACAACAAAGAGCAGGCGGUGAGUGAGCUUCUCUUCUUCCUCCCCUUCAGUUGUGUCAUGUGGACAAGACUGGUGGCGAGCAAGCUGCUCCACAGGUUGUCGAGCAGCAACUCUUCUGCUGCUGCAGACUUUCCCACCACCACCACCGCUACAUCAAACUGGGACGAGAUCAUCAACUUACAAAGAUCAUGCGACGAUGGAAAGGAAACACGAAAUUACAAGCUGUUUGCUAGUACUUGGAACGUCGGCGGCAUGGCGCCACCAUCGGAUGGUCUGAACCUGGAGGAUUGGUUGCACACAAGAAAUGCGUCCUAUGACAUCUACGUUCUCGGGUUCCAAGAGAUCGUCCCCCUCAGUGCCAAGAAUGUGUUCGGGCCGGAGAAGACCAGAGUCGCUGCAAAGUGGAACUCGCUCAUCGGAGCAGCACUGAACAGGUCCUCCUCCUUCUCGGAAGGUCGACGAGAGGCCAAGAUGGGGGAGCAGAGAGUGCAUCCAGUCGGUGAAGGCACUGCACGAAGCUUCCACUGCAUCCUCAGCAAGCAGAUGGUGGGAAUCCUGGUCUCAGUCUGGGUGAGAGCCGACAUCCGCCGCUGCAUCCGCCAUGCCGGCGUCUGCUGCGUUGGCUGCGGCCUCAUGGGCUGCCUUGGGAACAAGGGUUCGAUCUCGGUGAGAUUCUGCUUGCACGAGACGAGCUUCUGCGUCGUGUGCUGCCAUUUGGCUUCAGGAGGAAAAGAAGGAGACGAGCUGCACAGGAACUCAGACGCGAUGGAGAUCUUCUCCCGGACAUGCUUCCUCCCUCAUCCUUCACUUGAUCUGCCCACGAAGAUACUAGAUCAUGAUCGGGUCAUUCUGCUCGGCGAUUUGAACUACAGGGUCUCGUUGCCGGAGGCCACCACACUGUCAUUGGUGGAACAGAAGAACUGGAACGUGUUGCUGGAGAAGGAUCAGCUAAGAACAGAGGUGUCCGUGGGCCGAGUCUUCGACGGCUGGCACGAAGGCGCCAUUACCUUCUCCCCCACGUACAAGUACUACCCGAACUCCGACGAGUAUUACGGGUGCAUUCAGAGGAAGAAGGGAGAGAAGAGGCGCGUUCCAGCAUGGUGCGAUCGGAUCAUCUGGCAUGGGAAUGGCAUAAAGCAAAAACUGUACGAACGAUGCGAAUCGAAGCUCUCGGAUCAUCGUCCGGUGAGAUCCAUCUUCGGUGUAGAAGUUGAGGUGGUGACAAGCUUGACGUCUCUGACAAGCUUCUGACCGUAUGACGGGUUUCGCCGGAAGCUAACAGGAUCAGUGAUUGGACUGUGUUUCAACCUUUUCUAUUUGUAUACCACUGAUUGAGUAUCUGAUGAUCACUUCUCUUCUACAUGAGAUGAACAGAGAACAAACC